CAGUUAGAAUCUUGAAGCUUGAAGCUUUCUGAGCUAGCGAAAGAGACAGCAAACAUAUAUAGAAACAAAACAGAAUACAAACAAAUUGUUAUUGUUAUUGUUAUAUUGUUUUGGUUAUUGGUUAUUAUUCGAACAAAGAAGGCAUAAAUUAUUGUUGGAAGCAGCAUGGCUGAGGUAGCGAAAACAGGUGGCGAGUCCUUGUCGGAUACGCCGAUUGAGAUCCUGAAUAUUGAGUACGAGGAGGCGAUGGAGCAAGCGGAAACCCCCCAAGCCCCGAUGCCCAAGAGUGGCAAGCUCAUCAAGAAGGCCAUGAAGAAGGCGCACAAGGCGCAACAUAUGCUUCAGGUGGCCAUGGAUCAGCUGAUCGCUGAGCAGGCCAAGGGCAAGCGGCUGGAGGCCAAGGAGGCCAAGCAGGCCAAGAAGCUCAAGCAGCAGCAAAAGAAGAAGGACAAGAAGGCCAAAAAGUUGGCCAAGAAGCUGGCGAAGGAGCAAUCGCAAUCGCAACCGGAUCCGGAGCAGGAUUCGAACGAGAACCAGAACGAGAACGAGAAGAUGCGCUCGCGUUCAAGCAGCGUCAGCUCUACUUCGAGUUCGUCGAGCUCCUCCUCGUCCAGCUCCUCCUCCUCCUCGUCGAGCUCGUCGAGCAGCGACAACUCCGAUUUUGGCCACUGCCAUGCCUGGGGUCGCAAAUGGAAGGGACGACAUGGUCAUCCCCAUUGCCGCAGGGAUCGCUCCAGGUCCGUUUCUGGCGAUGGCCACAGCCGCCGUCACGGACAUCAUGGACAUGGACACGGACACGGACAUGGUCACGGACAUGGUUAUGGUCAUGGUCAUGGUCACGGACAUGGUGAUGGUCAUGGACAUGGUCAUGGACAUGGUCAUGGUCAUGGUCAUGGACAUGGACAUGGGCACAGGCACGGCCCAGGUCCCCAUCACUUUGGACCGCAUCACUUUGGCCCCAAUCGCUUUGGCCCCCAUCGCUUUGGACCCCAUCAUUUUGGUGGCCAUAAUUUUGGAGGUGGAUGCCCUUGGUCUAUGUGGGAUCAGGAGCAGUUUUUUCGGAGCGGCGGCCUGCCGUGGGCCCUGGAAACGAGCACGGCAUGUCAGAGAAACGGAUCGAGAUCUAGGUCGCGUUCGCUUUCGCACGGCAGAGGUUGUGGACAUCACGGCAGAGGAGAUAAACGAGCCGAAUGCGGACACGGAUACGGACAUGGACAUGGCCACAAGGGUCGUCACUAUGAGUGUCAACUAAAUCGUUCCAGUUCCAGUUCAAGAUCGGACAGCGAGGAAAACGAGGAUCGUCAUCAUGGUCCGCAUCAUGGUCCUCACCAUGGGCCUCAUCAUGGUCCGCAUCAUGGUCGUCACCAUGGUCCGCAUCAUGGUCCUCAUCAUGGUCCGCAUCAUGGUCGUCACCAUGGUCCGCAUCAUGGUCCUCAUGAUGAUCCUCACCAUGGUCCGCAUCAUGGUCCUCAUGAUGGUCCGCAUCAUGGUCCUCAUCAUGGUCCGCAUCAUGGCUCUCGGCAUGGGUCGUCUGCUGGUCCAUCCGAUUUUCAGGAUCACUGCAGCCGUUCACGUUCGCGAUCCCAGUGCAAAGCUGGCAACUUUGUUGAGCACUCGAAAUCUGGACACCCAAAGCAAGGCAAACACUGCGUGGACGAGGGAAUGGCACGAGAUAACCACAAGAAGCAUUCACACAGAUUCAAAGAAGAUUCACAUCACGGAGCUACUGGAUUCUACCGGGUUUUCGAACCCGCUCCCUGGUCUUAAAAGCUUGAACCGCACUGCCUGCGAUAAUUGUUUUUUUUUUUUUGCAAUUUGGAGGCGCCACCGACAAUCAAUUUAAAUGCUGCCCCUUUUGCUUUUUUUUUUUUAAAUAAUACGCAUAUAUCAAAAUAUUAUCUUCAAUAUAAGAGGCAAACAUAAUCAAAAUAUAAAAAGCCUUUAAAAAAUAUAUUUGUUUAUCAAAAAUACCCCAUCUAUAUAUAUGUAUCGAUAUACUUGUUGUAAGUGUGUAAAACUAUAUUCAAAUAAAAGUUGCAUAAAAAGUGA
Drosophila grimshawi is the source of this 2049-nucleotide messenger RNA. RefSeq names its product histidine-rich glycoprotein. The record is from RefSeq and is a predicted model, not a curated record. The coding region runs from base 166 to 1767 and encodes 533 amino acids. Lineage: Eukaryota; Metazoa; Arthropoda; Insecta; Diptera; Drosophilidae. The transcript has a single exon.